AGACUAACUAAAAAGAUGUUAAAUCAUUUCGACAUCUUUCUUAAGAUUGAUUUUCGUUCUGAUCCAAACUCAUUUAUUCUGUCAGGACGAAACGACAGGUGGUGUUCUGAUCCAAACUCAUUUAUUCUGUCAGGACAAAACAACAGGUGGUGUUCUGAUCCAAACUCAUUUAUUCUGUCAGGACAAAACAACAGGUGGUGUUCUGAUCCAAACUCAUUUAUUCCGUCAGGACAAAACAACAGGUGGUGUUCUGAUCCAAACUCAUUUAUUCUGUCAGGACAAAACGACAGCUGGUGUUCUGAUCCAAACUCAUUUAUUCUGUCAGGACAAAACAACAGGUGGUGUUCUGAUCCAAACUCAUUUAUUCUGUCAGGACAAAACGACAGGUGGUGUUCUGAUCCAAACUCAUUUAUUCUGUCAGGACAAAACGACAGCUGGUGUUCUGAUCCAAACUCAUUUAUUCUGUCAGGACAAAACGACAGCUGGUGUUCUGAUCCAAACUCAUUUAUUCUGUCAGGACAAAACGACAGCUGGUGUUCUGAUCCAAACUCAUUUAUUCUGUCAGGACAAAACGACAGGUGGUGUUCUGAUCCAAACUCAUUUAUUCUGUCAGGACAAAACGACAGCUGGUGUUCUGAUCCAAACUCAUUUAUUCUGUCAGGACAAAACGACAGCUGGUGUUCUGAUCCAAACUCAUUUAUUCUGUCAGGACAAAACGACAGCUGGUGUUCUGAUCCAAACUCAUUUAUUCUGUCAGGACAAAACGACAGCUGGUGUUCUGAUCUAAACUCAUUUAUUCUGUCAGGACAAAACAGCAGCUGGUGUUCUGAUCUAAACUCAUUUAUUCUGUCAGGACAAAACAGCAGAAAUAUUUACACAAGUCAAAAAGAAAACAAAGAUGAUGUAGUUUCCAGAAGAGAGAGAGAGAUGUGUGUGUGUGUUAGGUCUGUUUGAGUGGUGCAGCAGGUAGACUAGCUGAGGCCUGUUCCAGGAAGGCCAGGGGUCCAGGUGGUGAGAGAGAGAGGUGUGUGUGUGUUAGGUCUGUUUGAGUGGUGCAGCAGGUAGACUAGCUGAGGCCUGUUCCAGGAAGGCCAGGGGUCCAGGUGGUGAGAGAGAGAGGUGUGUGUGUGUGUUAGGUCUGUUUGAGUGGUGCAGCAGGUAGACUAGCUGAGGCCUGGGAGAGAGAGAGGUGUGUGUGUGUGUUAGGUCUGUUUGAGUGGUGCAGCAGGUAGAC
This is a messenger RNA of Oncorhynchus keta (chum salmon), 1234 nucleotides long. RefSeq lists its product as uncharacterized. The transcript is spliced from 3 exons. The coding region runs from base 16 to 954 and encodes 312 amino acids. The record is from RefSeq and is a predicted model, not a curated record. NCBI's taxonomy places the organism in Eukaryota, Metazoa, Chordata, Actinopteri, Salmoniformes, Salmonidae.